Myotis brandtii (Brandt's bat) is the source of this 2661-nucleotide messenger RNA. RefSeq names its product THUMP domain containing 3 (gene THUMPD3). Bases 334 to 1896 code for a protein of 520 amino acids. Gene Ontology annotation, biological process: tRNA methylation. The record is from RefSeq and is a predicted model, not a curated record. Gene Ontology annotation, molecular function: RNA binding; tRNA (guanine) methyltransferase activity. Lineage: Eukaryota; Metazoa; Chordata; Mammalia; Chiroptera; Vespertilionidae. The transcript is spliced from 10 exons.
GUCGCUUGACCCUGGUUAUGGAACAAGGACACUGUAAGCACUCAGUGCCUACUUCUAGGUUGCAAAACCUUAAAAAAUCUGGUGAGAGCUAUUGAUCUCCACUUCCACCUCUCUAACCCCAACCCCAUCCAUGUUCAGGUACUGGGAAUUUGGCUUACUACUUCAGAUAUUUCACAGAUCUCUCUUGAUGCCCAGUCAUGGGUUCCGGAGCCUGGUCAGUAAUAGGCACUAAAAUAUGUGUAGUCAGUGAAGUUCAGUUUAUCAUUUUUAAACGCAUGAAUCACUAUCUCCUUCACAGGAGGAAGAUAGAUAUCCUAUUAGCAAGUUUUAAUUAUGGGCCUGGACUGUAUCAAUAAUUUUGGAAGCAUUGCCAACAUGUCUGAUGUUCAAGAAGCCACUAACCAACUUUUGCAUGUGAACCUUCAUGAGAACCAGAGAUAUAUACACGUGACAGAAAGUGUCCCCAGAAGUGAGUCCGAGCAUCUUCGAGUCACUAUUGGAGCCACAGUACCUACUGGUUUUGAGCAAGUAGCUGCAGAUGAAGUGAGAGAGAAAUUGAGAUCAUCAUGCAAAAUCAGCAAAGAUCGGGGCAAGAUAUAUUUUGACAUUUCAGUGGAAAGUCUGGCUCAGGUUCAUCGUCUGAGAUCAGUUGAUAAUUUAUUUGUGGUUGUUCAGGAGCUUAAAGAUUUCCAGUUCAAAGAAACAAAGGAAAAAGUCCUAAAGGAUUUUGAAGAAUUAGCUGGGAAGCUUCCAUGGUCAGACCCUUUAAAAGUAUGGAAAAUUAACACCAGUUUUAAGAAAAAAAAAACAAAGCGCAAAAAGUUAAAUCAGAAUUUAAGUAAAGAGAAGAUUGAUAAUGGAGGAGACAAAAGAGAUGAGAGAGAUGUUAAAAAAGAGUUGUCUAAUAAUGCCUUAGAUUCACAUAUUUUAGACUACUAUGAAAAGCCAGCCAUCAAAGAAGAGAUAUCAACAUUAGUAGGUGAUGUUUUGGCAUCUUGCAAAAAUGAGAAUGAUGAGAGCUCAAAAGAAGACACUGAUCCCGAAGUGCUAAAGUUUAGAGUCACAUGCAACAGGGCAGGAGAGAAACAUUGCUUUUCCUCAAAUGAGGCUGCAAGAGAUUUUGGGGGUGCUGUUCAAGAUUAUUUUAAGUGGAAGGCUGACAUGACCAACUUUGAUGUGGAGGUGCUUUUGAAUAUCCAUGAUAAUGAAGUCAUUGUGGGCAUUGCAUUGACAGAAGAGAGUCUCCACCGAAGAAAUAUCACACAUUUUGGACCUACAACUCUAAGAUCUACUCUUGCUUAUGGAAUGCUCCGGCUCUGUGCUCCUCAACCUUCUGAUAUAAUAGUUGAUCCGAUGUGUGGAACAGGGGCAAUACCAAUAGAGGGGGCUACUGAAUGGUUUAACUGCUUUCAUAUUGCUGGUGAUAAUAAUCCAUUGGCUGUGAAUAGAGCGGCAAAUAACAUCUCAUCUUUACUGACCAAGAGCCAAAUUAAAGAAGGCAAAUUGUCCUGGGGCUUGCCCAUAGAUGCUAUUCAGUGGGAUAUCUGCAAUCUGCCAUUAAGAACUGGUUCUGUGGACAUUAUUGUAACCGACAUGCCAUUUGGAAAAAGGAUGGGCUCCAAGAAAAGAAACUGGAACCUUUACCCAGCUUGCCUAUGGGAGAUGAGCCGUAUCUGUAAACCAGGGACAGGCCGAGCUGCACUACUUACUCAGGACAAGAAAUGCUUUACAAAGGCAUUAUCUGGAAUGGAACAUGUAUGGCGGAAAGUGCACACUGUCUGGGUGAACAUAGGUGGUCUUCAUGCUGCAGUUUACCUUCUGAACCGUACACCUCAAACUUUUGUUCAUCCUUCAGGACAAGAUAAAGAGGAACUUCUAAGUGCAAAGAAUGAUUAAUAGUAUUUGUGCUUCCUGACACUGGAAAUGCCAGAAUUUUCUUGCUUUAAGAGAAAAAUAGUAUUUAGUAUUAACAAAAGUAGUUUGCUGUUUAAGUUGGUCUAAAGCUCUUCACCCAGGUUAGCAGGUGUGAAUGUAACGUCAUGGAAUUGAAAGUCUUAUGAGAGAAGAACAUUUCUUCCUUUGCAGCUGCUGUGAAGAGGUAGCUGGGCAAUUGGUACUUUUCCUAAAAUGCACUUGAGAUUUGGGUUUACAUUUUAUUUUCAGGCUUUGUACCAGUUCCUGUUGUCACUGUAGCCACCCUGGCCAAAUGGAAAAGCAGAGAACAUAAUCAUAGCAUCUUAGGCAACAUAGAUACUGCCUAUGUACUUUUGCUAUUUAGUUGCUCAAGUUCACUUUACAUCAACCUUAAAAAAGGAAUUAUUACAUUUUGUGAAAGUGUUUGCCCCAUGAUGAGAUGAAAUCUAACAAGACCUAUUGAAAAGUUUACCAUCUGCCUUAAAAAUUAAAGUAUGCAUGUUAUUCAGGUUAAUACAAAGAGGACUAGGAUUUAGCAAAGGAAUUAAAAAGAUACAUUUUUAUUUGUAAAUAGUAGCAAAUACAUUAAUUACUAGAUGAAGAAUGGGACCAACAAGUCCAAUUUAAAGAUUUUAUUUUUCAGUACACAAAAGUGGUAUUGCUUUUGAAAAUCAAACAUAAACCUGUCAAAAUAUUUUUGGUUUCUUAAAAGGACUGAUUUAUCUUUGAAUUAAAAACUUCACCUGA